AUGUCUGCUUCACCGGGUGCUGCGGCUAAAAAUGGGAAGACCAUGUCUUCGCGACUUCUCACCAUGAAGUUCAUGCAACGCGCUGCAGCAACAGCAGCUGCGAACGAACCCCAAACGCCAGGAUCAGAUGAUAAUUCCCAUACUCCCAAGCGCCAACGACUAUCGACUGAGCCUUCCAGCCCCGGAACCCCGCAGGCCGAACUUGAUGCUAUCGCAGCCGCAUUGAAAGCAGAAGAGAAGAAGCGACGAGAUGCCGUUAUGCGCCAGGCCGCCGAGGCAGGCGAGUCAGAAUGGGUAUUGGAUAUCCCAGCUGCCAAUGCAUCCCCCACACAACCGUAUGCGGUGGCAGCCGACUCGCUGGAUGUAGAGGACGAUGCCAAUGUGGGCGGCCGGCGUGGGUUUGGCGGUUUCAAGCGCAAAAAGGCACCGGCCUAUGUUCCAAAGUCAAACGACGAAGAUGCCGAAUCUGAUGAGGACGAAGACGACGACGAGCUCAUGAACCCUGCCACUCCCGAGCAGGUCGCGGCCCAUCGCGAGAAGCAAAAAGCUAAGGCAUUGGCUAAACUGCAGCGACAGAGAGAGAGGGAGCGCCAGAAUAAGCCUGUGAAUCUCAAAAACCUUACGAGUAUCUCCGGCUCGGGUGGCGGCGGCUCUUACCGCAGAGAGUCGGGCGGGCCCUCGAAGAAGAAUAAAAAGAAGCGCAAGAGCUCCUAG
This is a messenger RNA of Penicillium cosmopolitanum, 714 nucleotides long. RefSeq lists its product as uncharacterized. The coding region runs from base 1 to 714 and encodes 237 amino acids. The record is from RefSeq and is a predicted model, not a curated record. The transcript is spliced from 3 exons. NCBI's taxonomy places the organism in Eukaryota, Fungi, Ascomycota, Eurotiomycetes, Eurotiales, Aspergillaceae.